This is a messenger RNA of Saccoglossus kowalevskii, 927 nucleotides long. RefSeq lists its product as uncharacterized. Gene Ontology annotation, cellular component: clathrin adaptor complex. Gene Ontology annotation, biological process: vesicle-mediated transport; intracellular protein transport. The record is from RefSeq and is a predicted model, not a curated record. Lineage: Eukaryota; Metazoa; Hemichordata; Enteropneusta; Harrimaniidae.
AUGCUGACAACAAUUUGUGAUGGAAAUCUAGAGGUACCAGACUUUGGAUUCCCUCAGAAUACAUCGACUGAUACACUGAAAGCCUAUAUUCACAAUGAUCCUAUAUUAAUAAAAGGAGAAAGACAACCUGGAGAGGUGGCUUCUGGAUUGUUUGGUGCUGAUCACCGUGUUGCUCCCAGCAGUGCAGCUAACAAACCCAUCUCAGCGUCCCGGCAACUACAGUCAACCCACAAGAAUGAGAUAUUUGUUGAUGUUAUUGAACGACUGACUGUUCUGAUAGCGAGCAAUGGAAAUGUGAUUCGCAGUGAAAUCGAUGGACUUAUGCAAAUGAAAAGUUUUCUUAUCGGUUCACCUGAAAUUCAGCUUGGUUUGAACGAGGAUAUCCACAUCAGAGCAGGUGUUAGCAAUAUUGGUUGUAAUAAUCAGGUCACACUGGAGGAUAUCAAUUUCCAUCAAAGUGUCAAAUUAAAUGAAUUUGAUAAUAAUAAAAUUUUAAAAGUCAACCCACCAGAAGGCGAGUUUACCGUAUUGAGUUAUCACAUGUCAGGGGAUUUCCCAAGUUCAUUGCCAUUUGUGAUAUAUCCAUAUAUUGAAGAAAUACCAGAUAAAGGUGUUGUUACCUAUGUGACUGGCGUUGGGGAAUCAGCUGAGUAUAAACAAAGUGAAAAAGCAGUUGUUUGGAAAAUUAAGAAAAUUCCUGGUUUAUCAGAUGUUACUGCAAAGUUUAAGGUGAGUGUAUCUGAUUGGAACAAGAAGAACCGGAUGGAAAUAGGACCCAUCAGCAUGGAGUUUGAAAUACCAAAUUUUGUACUAUCUCAUUUACAGAUCAGGUUUCUUAAAUUGUUUGAUCGAGAACACUCAUAUGUCCCCCUCAGAUGGGUGAGAUACGUUACACAUAGCGAUUCCUAUGUUGUUAGGCUUAUAUGA